AUGACCCAGUCAACCCCCGCGUCCGACGUGCCCCGCUACUUGACCGGCGACAAGGCCGGUCUCCGCGAAUUCCUGGACAAAUUUGAUGUCUUCCUCUUCGACUGCGACGGUGUCCUUUGGUCCGGUGACCAUUGCUUCCCCGGCACUGUCGAAACCCUCGAGCUCCUGCGCAAGAAUGGCAAACAGGUCGUCUUCGUAACGAAUAACAGCACAAAAUCUCGCGCAGACUACUGCAAGAAACUCGAGGGCCUUGGUAUCCCCAGCACAGUGGAAGAGGUCUUUUCCUCCUCAUACAGCUCCUCCAUCUACAUUUCCCGCAUCCUCCAACUCCCCCCAAACAAGCGCAAAGUCUACGUGAUCGGCGAAACCGGCAUCGAGCAAGAACUACGCUCCGAGAACGUCCCCUUCAUCGGCGGCACUGACCCCGCCUACCGCCGUGAUGUCAAGCCAGAAGACUACAAGCUCAUCGCAGCGGGCGAUUCUUCCAUCCUAGACCCAGAAGUCGGCGUCGUCCUUGUCGGUCUGGAUUUCCACCUCAAUUACCUCAAGCUCGCCCUUGCGUACCACUACGUCAAGCGCGGGGCCGUGUUCCUCGCCACAAAUAUCGAUUCUACAUUGCCUAACUCCGGCACUCUUUUCCCCGGUGCGGGAUCCAUGAGUGCGCCGCUGAUUAUGAUGUUGGGCCAGGAGCCGACGGCGCUGGGUAAGCCUGCUCAGGCUAUGAUGGAUGCUAUCGAGGGCAAGUUUAAAUUUGAUCGGUCUCGAGCUUGCAUGGUUGGUGAUCGUGCCAAUACUGAUAUCCGGUUCGGAAGGGAGGGUAAGCUUGGCGGUACGCUUGGUGUGUUGACUGGUGUUAGCUCCAAGGAGGACUUUGUUUCUGGACCUGUGCGUCCGCAUGCUUACUUGGAUAAACUCUCGGAUCUGCUGGGAUCGGAUCUGUGA
This is a messenger RNA of Penicillium cosmopolitanum, 942 nucleotides long. RefSeq lists its product as uncharacterized. Gene Ontology annotation, molecular function: phosphoglycolate phosphatase activity; alkaline phosphatase activity. Lineage: Eukaryota; Fungi; Ascomycota; Eurotiomycetes; Eurotiales; Aspergillaceae. The transcript has 5 exons. Bases 1 to 942 code for a protein of 313 amino acids. The record is from RefSeq and is a predicted model, not a curated record.